Molecule: messenger RNA, 3215 nt
Organism: Strongylocentrotus purpuratus (purple sea urchin)
Lineage: Eukaryota; Metazoa; Echinodermata; Echinoidea; Camarodonta; Strongylocentrotidae
Product: arylsulfatase A
Exons: 5
Coding region: 201-2732 (843 amino acids)
Molecular function (GO): arylsulfatase activity
Source: RefSeq, a predicted model, not a curated record
ACUGGGUUACGAGUACCGCAACUCCCAGCCACAGAAACACGCUAUACCAUACAUAAACCUCCACCUGGAUACGCGCCGCUACUCUUCACUUAUACGGUUUUCAAUCACAGGCUACCGUCAAGUUUUGGGGUGCAAAUCUCUGGCGCUCGACGCCGAGAGAGAAAUACUUUGCUCAAAAUCUUCAAACAAGCUAACCGGUGAUGGGGCCCAGAUAUCUAUUCCCCGCUCUCCUGCUUUUGCUGGUUACUUUGUCAGUGGACGCAAGAAGAAACCGCCGUCCCAAUGUGAUCAUUUUGUUUGCAGACGAUUUGGGGUAUGGAGACCUGCAGGUGUACGGGCACCCGACCUCGUCUACGCCCAACCUGAACCGACUGGCCCGCGAUGGGAAGGUGUUCACUCAGUUCUAUGCUGCGGCCGCUAUAUGUAGCCCAUCGAGGGCUGCUCUUCUGACUGGCCGCUACCACAUGAGAUCCGGGAUCUACCCCGGUGUCUUCAACGUGACGUCCUCAGGAGGCUUGCCACAUGAGGAGGAAACCAUCGCAGAGAUGCUCAAGGGGCGCGGCUACUACACGGCGAUGGUCGGCAAGUGGCAUCUGGGGGUGGGGCUCGAUGGGAAGUACCUCCCACCCUCUCAUGGCUUCGAUGAGUUCUUAGGUCUCCCUGCAUCCCACAGUCACUGUCCAUGCAGCAUCUGCUUCCAUCCAAACCGAACCUGCGUCUACAGCUGCAAGCAGAACUUCAGCCCCUGUCCUCUCUACAAUGGCACCACCAUCAUCGAACAACCCAUUGACCUCAUGACCCUGGACGAGAAGUACGCGACGCAGGCUCGCAAGGCCAUCCGGAAGAGUGUCAACGGUGAGAAACCCUUCUUCCUGUAUUACUCCUUCCAGCAUACGCACGACCCGCAGUACGCGGACUGGCGGAACACGGGAGCGACCGCUCGGGGCGACUACGGCGACGCCCUGGCCGCGAUGGACUGGGAGAUAGGGGAGGUGAUGGCGGAGCUGGACCAGCAGGAUAUAUGGAAUGACACCUUCAUCUUCUUCAGUGCAGACAAUGGGCCAAGCCUCUCUAAGCGAUGGGGAGGCAGCGUGGGACUCCUGAAGUGCGGCAAGGCUACCACCUAUGAGGGCGGUGUUCGCGUGCCAGCCAUAGCCCACUGGAGGGGUCGCAUCAAGCCUGGCUAUACCCUGGAGCUGUCCAGCACCCUGGAUCUCCUGCCGACCGUAGCCAAGAUCACAGGGGCCAGACUGCCCAGUGCCAUGCUGGAUGGGGUGGACAUGGCACCAUUUCUCUUCAAUGGUGGCAAGAGUUUGAGAGAGACAUUCUUCUACUACUCACCUGCAGCCAGCGAGAGACAGAGCUCCUUCGCAGUUCGUUACAAGCAAUACAAGGCUCACUUCUACACCAAAGGCUCCACCCUGUCUGGGAUAGGACAUCCUGAUCCUGAUUGCAGGAAGACUGCCAAGAGAACCAAACACAACCCUCCCCUUCUCUAUGACCUCCACAGGGAUCCCGCCGAGCAGUACAACAUUGCCUACGAGCCAGAGUACCAGGAUAUCAUCAAGCUGAUCACCCGCAUCAGGGAGGACUUUGAUGGUAGGAUGGAGUGGGCCGUGUCUGAGAUGCAUAAGCCGUCGUACGAUGAGUACAUGCCCUGUUGCAAUCCUGGAUGCGAGCCACAGCCUUACUGCUGCCACUGCACCCUGACAACCUCAAUCGCUUACAAUCCAUGGGAACUCUACACCGACAUCUGGCAGGAUAGCAACAGGGAAGCAAAGAUGAAGAGGAAGGAGAGGAAGGAGCUGUUCAAAAGAGAGCGAGAGGACAGCCGACGGCAGCUUUCCUUUAUGAAGGACCAGAAGAGAGGAAGAGAUAACACUCAAGAUGUCUUCUUAGAUAGUGAUCUUGAUAGAGGCGCUGGAAGAGAUAGGAUAAGGGAUGGGAACAGAGAAAAGAACAGAGGAAUCUUUGAUGAUCCACCAGUAAGAGACAAUGACAGAGAUCGGGUGAGGGAUAAACCACAAAGAGAAAAAGAGACUGAGAGUACCAGGGAAAGAGUUAAAGUCAGCCCCAGAGGCAGGGUACGGAUUAUCACAGAGGAAGAUCCUCCAUCUCGAGGUGACAGGGAGCGGGGUCGGGAUAGGCCCAGAGAGGGGGGAGGAGCCUUUGGAGAUAAUCCAAGGGAAAGACGGAGAGAAGGUUCGCGGAAGGAAGCCAGGUUGACUGGUCAAGGUUCUACCCUGGAUGAAAAAAGGGAAGCUGCUGGUAGUGGUAACAACUUACAUUAUCUCAAUCCUACAUCGCUGCAUGCCACGAGUGAAACACCCAACCUGCAGGAUCAGAGCAAGGAGUCAGGAGUGGGAUAUGUUGGUGGGGGAAGUGGUUCUCAUCAAGGCCUCAGGGAUGCAACAGGAGCAAACAUCAAUAAUUACUUCGGGGGCUUCUUUGCCUGGGACAGUUCCAAUGAACAAAUGGACGAGAGUAGCGACGGAGGCAUCGCCAACCCUCUUGCGGACACUCAGGUCCAACAGGUGGGAAGCACUUUUGAGGAGGUGUUCGAGACCACGACAGAUGCCCCGCUGGCAUUUGAUGCGGUUGCCAAAGAGCGCAGGAGAAACAAUAGAGACCAGAAAAACAUAGACAGGAGACAGGAGAGACAGAACAAGAAAGAAGUACGCAGAAUAAGAUUUGGUGUAGACCAGGAUGAUGAUCAAACAUUUGACUUUUGAAGGAAGCUGGAAGUACGUGGACUAUAUGCAAAACGAUGUCUCUGGGCCAAUCAACAGGAAGGAUAGAACUGAUGCGUUUGGUCAAAUUUUGAUAGUGCCUGUAUGGUCUUAUGGUCUCGUGGUCCUAUUCAGACCAAUUUGGAGUGUUGCGGUAUGAGACAUCUUAAUUUCUUGAAUGAUUUCAGCUUCAAGUGGACAUGUCAGAUGUGCACAUGUCUACCAGUUAUGUCAGGAGAGAUAGAUAUAAAGAGAGAGAGAGAGAGAGAGAGAGAGAGAGAGAAUAAGAGAGUCUUCAUAUAGAUUGAGAUAAAGAAAGAUGGGGAGGAGUUGGGAAAAAAAAGAAGAAUAUAUCGUCUGCUGAGAGCCAGAAGGAUGUUAACUCAAAAUAAACUUUUGCUUAUACUGGUAGCCAACAUCCUUCUGGCACUCAACUGAAGACCUGUGGUAUUGAUCGACAAGGCAAACGAUUGACAGUUAGGCCAC